CGUCCCUCCCUAACAAUUCCCGGGCAGACGUCAGCCUUGAGCGAUAGGCGCAGUCGCAACGGGCAGCCCCUCCACACCCUCGAGCAAGCACCUGGACAGUAGGCAGCUCAAAAGACAAGCCUCGCGAUACCUUUUUUUGCUCAGCAAUCGAACACAGCUUGGAAGUACCUAGAGCAUCGCCGACUCUUUUCGGUGAAAUAUCCGCCAUCAUGCCGGCCUACAACUCCAUGUUCAACGACGACCCCAACACCCCGCGCAUCAUCGGCAACUUCCCCCUGCUGCCCCUGCGCACCAAGACCCGCGGCCCGGCCUACACCCUGCCCGCGCCCGCGGAGGCCCUGGCCGCCCACGAGUCGCCGGACCCGGACUCGGAGUCGUACGACAUCCUGGACGAGGUGCUGUCGCUGUUCCGGGCCAACACCUUCUUCCGCAACUUCGAGAUCCAGGGCCCCGCCGACCGCCUGCUCAUCUACGGCAUCCUCUUCACCAGCGAGGUCCUCGGCAAGAUACGCCCCACCUAUGGCGUGCGCGAGGCCCAGAAGGAGGUCCUGAACACGGCCCUGGACCUCAACUUUGCCAUUCCCGGCGACCCCGGCUUCCCUCUGAACCAGAUGUUCGAGCCCCCACGAGACAGACAGGACGCCGAGCAGUUACGGCAAUACCUCGCCCAGGUGCGACAGGAGCUGGCGACCAGGCUAUUGGCAAGAGUGUACGAGGAAGGCGGCGACGGCAAGCCGAGCAAGUGGUGGUUAAGUUUCACCAAGAGAAAGUUCAUGGGCAAGAGCCUGUAGAGGCAGACCAAGGAUCUACGGGAGAUUGUACAAAGACGGGAGGCAGUUCCGAACAACAAGCCGCCCACAGGGAGCACCGGGAAAGGUCAAGCCUCCAAAGAGCUUGUGCACGAUAGAAGAGCUC
Messenger RNA from Truncatella angustata, 915 nucleotides. Its product is annotated as actin-related protein 2/3 complex subunit 3. The coding region runs from base 210 to 791 and encodes 193 amino acids. The transcript has 4 exons. Gene Ontology annotation, biological process: regulation of actin filament polymerization; Arp2/3 complex-mediated actin nucleation. Gene Ontology annotation, cellular component: cytoskeleton; Arp2/3 protein complex. NCBI's taxonomy places the organism in Eukaryota, Fungi, Ascomycota, Sordariomycetes, Amphisphaeriales, Sporocadaceae. Gene Ontology annotation, molecular function: actin filament binding. The record is from RefSeq and is a predicted model, not a curated record.